AUGCGGCAUUUUUGACAGCUGAUCGAUUUGCAAGAUCUGGCAACGCUGCAACUUGCAUGCUGUGUCAAGUUUGCUGUUGCUUUAUUUUAUCAGCUUUUAGUUUUGGCUGAACAACAAAUUUCAAGCUGCCCGCACUGCAUUUGAAAAAUGAGUGAAUUCGAAACGUGGCUAAAUACUCAGCUGCGGCUGCUCAACACAGACGAAAGCGUCUUUGGUGCCUACAUUAUUGGCAUACUCGAGGGCGAAGAGGAAUCCCAAGAAGAAAAAAUCGAGGCACUCGAAGGCAUCUUAAGCGAAACUGGCAGUGCCAACAUUGAGGAGCUGGUGGCGAGCAUACUGCAAAAGUGGCUACAGAGUCAUCCCAGCGCCGAUGAGCCGCCCAAGAAAGGUCUGGACAUCGAUGUGAAUGCUCAGCUGGCCAAGUUGCUGGAGCAACAAAAGCUACAACCCGCCGCCAAGGAGCGUGAAUAUACCGACGAGGAGCGUCGCAUCAAGCAACAGAUACUCGCGCAAUAUUCACAGACUGCUGUCAGCGAGGAGGAGGACGACGAUUCGGAUGGCGAGGGCAUUGAGCCAAGUGGCUCUGGCGGCAUUAUGGCCAAUACAAACAAGGCGGAUGUAGCGAACCUGGCGAAGGAGAAGCGAGAGCAAGCGCGCCUCGAGAGUGCGGCCAAAAAGCAAAAGGAUAAAGAGGAUCGCGAAAAGCAGAAGCAAUUGCGUGAGGAGAAAAAAGAGAAACGCAAAACAGUCAAAGGCGAACGUCGUCGGUAACCGCAGCUGGCAGGCUAAACUCUGCAAACCGUCCGGCAUCCAAAAAUCAAGCAGCAUACAUGCAUAUAUAGUACUAUAUAGUAUAAUUCGCUUAGCUGCCGUGCUAAUUAAAUGCAACAGAUUCAUUAAAUUUGGCUGCCAACUAAGCAAAUUAUACGUAUGCAUGCAAUUCAAAUGAUUGUUGACACACAUUAUUAUUAUUAUUAUAGUUAACGUCCCGCCCUCGAAAAAAAUUACUGUGCAAAUGCGCGAUU
Messenger RNA from Drosophila albomicans, 1025 nucleotides. RefSeq names its product coiled-coil domain-containing protein 43. Lineage: Eukaryota; Metazoa; Arthropoda; Insecta; Diptera; Drosophilidae. The record is from RefSeq and is a predicted model, not a curated record. The coding region runs from base 148 to 771 and encodes 207 amino acids. The transcript is spliced from 3 exons.